UUCAAUAUCUGUUUAGCGUUAUUUGAGAAUAUAGGGCGAUGAAUGCACAAAGCUGGGUGCGUAAGUUAUCUCUAGAGAAGAAGAAAGUCCCAGAAAAUGCUGAUUUGAAAGAAAAGAUUGUUACAAUGGAUUGCUCUGCUAAAGCUGCGAUUCAGGAUGUCUGGAGAUGUGAUGGCACAAUAGAAAACUUACAGACAAUUCAUGAAAAUGCUCGUAGAAAAAUUAAUGAGCUUCGUGCUGCUAUUCAAGAUUUUGAAACAGCUGCACAGGAAGCUGAUGAUGUGAAACAAAAAUUAGAAAUGGAAGAGUCGGUCAAAUUUUUUAAGGAACAAAUUCAGAACACAAAUUCUACGUUGCGCAAAGCAUAUUUGACUAAAAAGAUUGCUCUCGAUGAGGAGUCGAAAAUGUUACUUCUUGGUGGUGCUAAAAACUCAGAAGUUCGUCGUCGUCAAGCAUCUGCUGCAAAUCAAGAAAACCUUGCACGAACUGCGAACGAUGUAACACAAAGUCUGUUGAGCAUAAGUCGGGUCAUGAGUGGCAGCGUGCAACAGAGUGCUGACUCAUUGAAUACGUUAGUCAGGUCGUCUGGUUCUUUAAAACAGACCGAUGAAGAAUUGAAAGACCAGUCUGGCGUUAUCCAGACCAGUCAUAGGUUAUUGACUAAAUAUAAUAGGCGAGAAUGCACUGAUAAAUUUUUAAUAUUUCUUGCAUUGGCUUUCUUUUUCAGUACAGUGCUAUAUAUUUUGAAAAAGCGUUUGUGGCCUGUGUAAUAAUUAACCCUAUAAAAUUUUACUAAUAAAGAAUGAUAUUGUUGUUAAAUUCAAAUAUAUUUAAUUUAUUAGAAAUCAUUAUACUUAGUAUUAGUAACAGUUAUUCUAGAUAUCAGUGCUUCGUUUUCUAGAAUUUCAUUUCUCGCUGUCUGGAUAUUUUCCUGACUGUGUUUAACUUGAUUUAUUCUGUUGUAGGUUAAAAAUGGUUAAUAAUGUGCAAUAAUCCGUCAAGAAUCUUUGAUAUAAUUUUUUUGUGGUAUUGAGUAUUAAUACUGAUCUAAAAAUAAUUCGGCAACAAAUGUUCUAGGUUGAUGUCACUGAUGCACGAACAAUGCAGGGUGAAAAAAAGAUUCUACAUGUUCAUGUUAAGGAAUAUUAUAAAUUCAAUUUAAUAGUUCAGUACUCCAACCUAAUUCUAGCUGAUGACAUAAAUUUCUGGCGAAUUGAAAAAAGAUUUCUAUGGUUCAGCACUUAGGACUUGACAGUUACUGUUUAUUUCGGAAUUAUGUAUAAUCUAUUCAAUGUUUACACAAUAUUGGUGUUGUCAUGUGUAUCUUUGUCUGUCAUCUGUAAAAUUUUGGUAUUGGUUGUUGCGGAUAAUGUGGGAAAAAGAAAUAGGUUUUGACACAGAAAUUUGAUCCCUAAUUGGAUGAAAUUUAGUUGUGCAGGGAUUGAAUAUUUUAUUAUGCCAUAUAUUGUCUGUGUUUA
This is a messenger RNA of Styela clava, 1478 nucleotides long. Its product is annotated as vesicle transport protein SEC20-like. Gene Ontology annotation, cellular component: SNARE complex; endoplasmic reticulum. Gene Ontology annotation, molecular function: SNAP receptor activity. The record is from RefSeq and is a predicted model, not a curated record. NCBI's taxonomy places the organism in Eukaryota, Metazoa, Chordata, Ascidiacea, Stolidobranchia, Styelidae. Gene Ontology annotation, biological process: retrograde vesicle-mediated transport, Golgi to endoplasmic reticulum.